AUGUCCUUCUCAGACCUGCCUGCCUGCCUCCAGCGCCGUAUAGACAAAGCGUUCCGAAAGCACGCUACAGGAAGCGGUGACACCACAAGCAAUGGCGAACCUGCACGGAAGAAGCGCAGGGUAGAACAAGACACUGACGGAGGCUUCAUCGCAGACCCCGCUUACGAAAGUGGCGGGGGCUUCAUCCCUGAGGAGGGCGGCGGUUUCCUGGUGGACGAUGCUGGUGAGGGCGGAGGCUUUAUCCCAGAAGAGGGAGGAGGGUUCAUUGUCGAGGACGACAGCAAAGGGGCACAGGAUGACGCAGCACAAAUAUCUCUCGCCGCCGUCCCAUCUGCCUUGCAGGACCUCGACCUGCCACCCAACGAUGAGGAGGUGCUUUCUGUCUUCCGGAAUGCCGCCUCUGGCUGGUCGGCGCCCUCUAGCGCCGAAGCAGCGUCGCGCGACGACGCCGUCGUCUCCCUCGACGACUGGCGCACCGUAUGCGCCGUUCUGCUCGAGCACCGCGCCGAGGAGUACGAGGAGUCUGAUGACGUCGUAGCGGACGCACCCGAAGACGUCGACGUGCGCAUGAGCGACGACGAGAGCGACGAAUACCAAGCGAAGGAGGACUCCGACUCGGGCUCGGACGACGAAUACGUCGAGGAAGCCCCUUCGAAAGGAAAGCAAAAGUCUCAGCGCACGAGGAAGCGCGGCAGGCGCUCGUCGUCUCUCUCAUCUCUCUCCGACGCCGACCAACGCCCGAAGACGGUUACUGCGAGGCAGAAGCAGACGUGCUUGAAGGCAUACUCGCUAUUCUUUCCCGACGUCGCGGAAGACGAGCUACCGAAUCAGCGCGUCAUGCUCAAGGAUAUCCAGCGGGUCGCAAAGUUGCCGGGGGAGAAAAUCAAGGCAGAGGAGAUGGUUGAGAUGCUCGAGAUGUUCUCAACGGCUCCCGACAAGUCGAUGGGUUUAUCUGACUUCGAGCGCAUGAUGAUUACUGCAAAACUUGCAUAG
Schizophyllum commune H4-8 is the source of this 993-nucleotide messenger RNA. RefSeq lists its product as uncharacterized. The transcript is spliced from 2 exons. The record is from RefSeq and is a predicted model, not a curated record. The coding region runs from base 1 to 993 and encodes 330 amino acids. Lineage: Eukaryota; Fungi; Basidiomycota; Agaricomycetes; Agaricales; Schizophyllaceae.